UAUAUAUAGAGGCACACACACAUGUUUCUUCAACUGGCCUUGUCCUCUCAAAUCCUCAAUCAACCAAACAUGAGAUUCUUUCUUCGUUCUCUUCUUCCUUUUCUAUUCAUCUUUCAAUCUUUUCUACUUCAAUGUCCUUUAAUGGCCCUACCUCUUUAUACCAAUUCAAGAUGGAUCGUUGACGAAGAUGGGAUACGGGUGAAGUUGUCAUGUGUGAAUUGGCCAUCGCACUUGGAGCCGAUGGUUGCCGAGGGCCUAAACAAGCAGCCUUUGGACAAAAUCUCCAAGAAAAUCAUAGCCAUGGGAUUCAAUUGCGUUCGACUCACAUGGCCUCUCUUCAUGGUAACCAAUGACUCGAUGGGGUCCCUUACAGUUCGCCAAUCCUUCCAAAAACUCGGCCUUUCUGAUUCCGUUGCUGGCAUCCAAAUCAAUAAUCCAACUCUUCUCGACCUCACCGUCAUCCAAGCUUUUCAGGUGGUGGUAUCAAACCUAGCAGACAAUAGUGUCAUGGUCAUACUAGACAACCACCUAAGCAAGCCUGGGUGGUGCUGCAGCAACACAGACGGCAAUGGCUUCUUUGGCGACACCUACUUCGAUCCUGACACUUGGAUCAGCGGUCUUACAAAAAUGGCCACUAUGUUCAACGGCUUCGGAUCUGUGGUUGGCAUGAGCCUAAGGAACGAACUCCGGGGGCCCAGGGAAAACGUGAGCAACUGGUACAGGUACAUGCAGAAAGGAGCCGAGGCCGUGCAUUCGGCAAACCCUGAUGUUCUUGUGAUACUCUCAGGCUUAAAUUUCGAUAAUGACUUGAGUUUCCUUUCAAACAAACAAGUGGAAGUAACAUUUUCAGGGAAGUUAGUUUUUGAGUUGCACUGGUAUAGCUUUUCAAAUUCCAAGGAUUGGGAGACUGGCGAUGUGAACGAGGUUUGCGGAAGGCUCACGAACAAUGUAAUGAGAAAAGCAGGUUUUCUAUUGGGGCAAGGGUGGCCAUUGUUUGUAAGCGAGUUUGGUAUUGACCAAAGGGGAACUAAUGUGAAUGAUAAUAGGUACAUAAGCUGCUUUCUUGGGGCCGCAGCGGAACUCGACUUGGACUGGGCUCUUUGGACAUUGCAAGGGAGCUACUACUUGAGAGAAGGGAUUAUUGCUUUGGAUGAGGUCUAUGGGGUGUUGGGUUGGGAUUGGUGUCAAGCUCGGAAUUCAAGCUUCUUGCAGAGAAUUUCAACUCUCCAAUCACCCUUCCAAGGUCCAGGUAUUUCAAAUGUCAGGCCAUACAAGGUCAUCUUCCAUCCAGCAACCGGCCUCUGUAUCUUGAGAAAGCUUCUAACAGAACCACCAAAGCUAGGACCAUGUGCUGAUUCUGAAGCAUGGAACUACACACCCCAGAAAACAUUAACCUUAAAAGGUACAUACUUUUGUCUGCAAGCUGUUGCACUAGAAGAGCCAGCCAGGUUUGGAAUCAUGUGUACUGGGUCAAAUUCAAAAUGGGAGCUCACAUCCGAUUCAAAGAUGCAUCUUUCAUCUAAGCUAACCGACGGUAACACUGUUUGCUUGGAUGUGGACUCCACCAAUACUAUCAUCACCAACACAUGCAAAUGCCUCAGCAAAGACGCAGCGUGCGACCCUGGCAGCCAAUGGUUCAAAAUCAUAGAUAGCACAAGAGCACAAUCCGCUAUUAAGCUCCCUGCUUUGACAAUAGAUCCUCUUUACUUAUCUACUUCACCUGUAUUGAAGAAUUCUCCAGCUGAAGAAAAGAAUACUCAGUAAAAUUCAAAUUCAGUACAUUAACACGGCAAAGAAAGAUAUGUACUUUUUUUUCUACUUUGAAUAAUUUCUAACCGAGAUACAGCGCAUCAAAUCCUACUAAACUGCAGUUGUACACCUGCAUUCAUCUUGUAUUUGUCAUUAUGUAUCUAAAGGUCUUUUAAUA
Magnolia sinica is the source of this 1927-nucleotide messenger RNA. Its product is annotated as glycosyl hydrolase 5 family protein-like. Gene Ontology annotation, molecular function: hydrolase activity, hydrolyzing O-glycosyl compounds. Lineage: Eukaryota; Viridiplantae; Streptophyta; Magnoliopsida; Magnoliales; Magnoliaceae. The coding region runs from base 22 to 1764 and encodes 580 amino acids. The transcript has 4 exons. The record is from RefSeq and is a predicted model, not a curated record.